Molecule: messenger RNA, 744 nt
Organism: Pyricularia oryzae 70-15
Lineage: Eukaryota; Fungi; Ascomycota; Sordariomycetes; Magnaporthales; Pyriculariaceae
Exons: 1
Coding region: 1-744 (247 amino acids)
Source: RefSeq, a predicted model, not a curated record
AUGCGCGUCUCCAGCUGGUUCAAGUUUACCGUUCUUGCGGCCCUAGGCCCGCAGGCGCUGGCCGAAGUUCUGGCCGACCAUGGCGCCGACAAGGCCGGUCUCGUGUCCCGUGAACUGCCCUAUGACCUGGGCGAACCCGCCCCCUGCCCCGACGACAAGGGCAGGCUGGGCAGCUACCCUCCUCGAAUUCCUCCAUCCAUACUCAAGAAACUGAUCGACGGCUCAAAGUCUUCUUCUUCUUCUUCUUCUUCUUCUUCUUCUUCUUCGGCAUCAUCAUCAUCAUCAUCUUCUUCUUCUUCUUCCUCUUCUUCUUCUUCAUCCAAGGUCCGCUCCAAACGGUCCCAAGAUUGCCGCGAGAAACUUCCCGCGUCCGCCGAAAACGACCAUGAUGAAAAGGGAAGAUCACCGCAGUGGAGAAAGGGAAAGGGGCUACCCCAGAACCGAUGGUCAAACCACAUGAUGCCGGGUAUUGGCGAACAUGAGGGCUUUCCGAGGCAGUCGAACUCGGCGCCGCAGGGCCAGAUCACCGCCCGGGGUGACUACCCGCGUUCGGGCAAGCUGGGCGUCGACGCCGAGGGUAAUGCCAUUUAUAAAGCCCGCCACGGACGUAGCACCAGGCUUGUGGCCCGUGGUGACGACGACCCUGAUUCAGGCAGGGGAGGCGUCGACCUCGAUGGUAAUCCCAUUUACAAAACCGCCAAGGGGCACCGCUUUCACCGUAACAGAAAGCUCCAAGUCGCCUAG